AUGGGGUCUGCGGCAUGUCCGGUGUCAUACAACCCAGCUGACUACCUGAUAGAUUGUGUGGCCCAGCAUGAGUCCCAGGGGGAGAGCGGCCGUAACCAUGGUAACGGGCCCGAUGCACCUGAUGCACCCACACGUGGGGCCGACAGGACACCCUUGCUCGGUGCAGAGGGGCAAGAGGAGGAUGACCAGAGUGAGCGUUAUGC
Messenger RNA from Sphaeroforma arctica JP610, 203 nucleotides. RefSeq lists its product as hypothetical. Lineage: Eukaryota; Ichthyosporea; Ichthyophonida. The annotation marks the transcript as partial. The record is from RefSeq and is a predicted model, not a curated record. The transcript has a single exon.